Petromyzon marinus (sea lamprey) is the source of this 2996-nucleotide messenger RNA. Its product is annotated as trace amine-associated receptor 365-like. Gene Ontology annotation, cellular component: plasma membrane. Gene Ontology annotation, molecular function: G protein-coupled receptor activity. Lineage: Eukaryota; Metazoa; Chordata; Hyperoartia; Petromyzontiformes; Petromyzontidae. Gene Ontology annotation, biological process: adenylate cyclase-activating adrenergic receptor signaling pathway; positive regulation of MAPK cascade. The record is from RefSeq and is a predicted model, not a curated record.
CCCCUGCCACAGGAAUGUGGAGAUUCCACGAAUAUCUCAAGACUGUUAAACGUGAACUGCUCGUUUGAUAUAGAAGCAUUUUGGAACAUUUUUCUUUAUAUUCACCGCAUCCAGUCUUCUGAACUAAAUCAUUCCGUGGCCCUUAAUUAAGAGGACCUCCUCUAAAGAAGAUUAAUCUGAUCGCUGUUAUUUCUGGACGAAAAUAUGAUGGAAGCAAACUCUACUCUGGGCGAAUGUCACGUGCCCUUCCUCGAGUUCAACUGUACAGGCCCAGGUCUCGAGCCGACGGACCAGGCCUUGGUGCUGUCCAUUUUGAUCCUCUUCAUCGCGGCCACCAUCAUUGGUAACCUCCUCAUCGUUUGCGCCGUGCUCCGCUUCAGGCAGCUGCAGACCCGCACCAACGCGGUUACGACAUCGCUGGCAGUGGCCGACCUGAUGGUGGGCGCCGUGAUCAUUCCCUGCAGCAUGACGCACGAGGUCUACAGGUGCUGGUUUUUCGGACAGACCUUCUGCAGGAUCCACUACUUCAUGGACUAUUGGUUCACCAAUGCCUCCAUCCUCCACCUGGGCUGCAUCGCCUUCGACCGCUACGUGGCCAUCUGCGACCCUCUGCGCUACCAACAGCGGGUGACCAACCACACGGUGGUGCUCAUGCUCCUGAUGUGCUGGCUGUGCUCGGCGCUCUUCUCGGCGCCCAUCCUCAUCAGCUUGAGUGACGUUUUGUCAAACGGGGUCAUGGAUCGGACGUCUUGCCCUGACGAGUGCGUGUUCAUCGUCAACUUGGGCCUCACAUUUCUCAUCGGCAUUUGCCCCUAUUUCUUGUCCCUCUUCAUCCUGUCCCUGGCGUACGCCAAGAUCUUCAGGGUGGCUCGCGUGCAGGCCAGUCAGAUUCACGCUGCCGGUAAGCACGGCGCUGACUCCUCUUCCUCCGCCUCCAUUGUGGGGGACGCCAACAGUAAACGCACGUGGCUGGCCAUGAAGCGCGAGCACAACGCGGCCAAGACCCUGGGCAUGAUCAUCGGCUUCUUCCUGCUGUCCUGGCUGCCCUUCUACGUCAUCAGCGUGGUGGACGUCAUCAUAGACUACCAGACGAACGCUGUGCUCCGGCGGACGGUCACGUGGGUUGGCUACUUCAGCUCGGCGGUCAACCCCGUUCUGUAUGCUUCGUUCAACCGCCCAUUCCGCAACGCAUUUCGUGACAUUGUCAGUUGCAGGGCCUUCGCAGUGGGGGCACGGAAUAAGGACCUAUUUGGAUCGUAGCACAUAUCAGGGGUGCCCAAACUUUCCCAAGGCGCGAACCGGCUAAGGAGCCAGAUAUUUUUCAGGGAUCCAUGCCCAGUGAGACAGUGAAAAACCGUGCUCGCUUGUGACCUCGAAGUCAGAGGAUGCACAAGUAAAAAUGCUUACCAAGAAACAGGGUAACAUUACACAUUGUGGAAGUCAUGUUAUCAGAGGAGCAUACCUUUGGAUGAAUGAGUGCAGUACGCAGUGCGAAGAUGCAGUUGGGCAAACAGACACAGAGACACGGAGACACACAUAGACACAAACAAAACAACAGGAAUACACUCGCAGACACUCAGAGAAAUAAAUACAUUCGUGGACACAUGCACUCACAGACAGACAUCUAGACACAGACGAAGACAUGCACACUCACACAGUUCGGAAAAUUGUCGUCACGGAUUUUUACAGUACCACUUGAUUUCCCUGCUCUCAAAAAGAGACGAGUAUGAACCACGGAUCGUGAAUUCUCUCAGGUACAACGCAUUCCGUUCCUCCCAACCGAACUUCGAAGUGAGUGCGGCACCGUGGAGUGAAACAGGUUGAGAAACAAUGCAGGAACCAUCACCACCACCAGAACUACCACAAUGCAAGGGCGAGGUGAUGCUCAGGAGGAGCACGUGGGUGCUCUCUGGUCCAGACCUUUCCACACACAAUUAGGGGAGUGAAAUGUUCGAAUUUAUUUCGAAUUAAUAUAGUGGUGAUUGUAUCUAUCGUGCGUUUUAUUGUCAAAUAUAUGUAGGGCCAUUAUUCUAUUAGUUUAUGAAAGAAACAAUAUUUACAUUCCAAUGUGCUUUACAGUGCGACCCACCGCGAUAUCUCUUGGGACCCCACCGUGACCCCACUCCACCAGUGGGUCGUGACACCACCAGUAGGUCAUUUCCCAUAAUUUUAGAACCGCUUCAUAUAAAUGAAUACGUAUGAUUAUUCCACCAUGAUGUUCAAUCUCCCGGCAAGGCAGCUGACACUACGGACACAUUUCUUCAACCCACCCACCCCGGGCGGUCGACCGGUGCACCAUGCAGGUCGUGUAUGGUGGGUUAAAUUUUGGUUAGCUCUCACCUUUUCCAAGCGUGUAAGAUGACAUUCCUGCAAAAUAAUCUCCAGAGGGGCUCUCGAGAGCUACCUCUAGUGGAAGCCCUUCAGCCAGUAGUGGUGUAGGCAAGGAAUUGCAGGGUUAUACAUUCAGCUUAUAUAAAUACAUAUACAGUACUUCCUUUAAUUUAUUUGACAAAAUAUAAAGUUUUUAAGUUCACCAGGUUGCUAAGAGACCAGGGCACCGAGCAAGCAAUGAAUUAGAAUGAUGAUUUUUGACAUGGCGAUGUUGAUCACAACAGUGGCGCUCACUGUAAUUAUGCUGCUUUGCUGCGAUAUCACAUUUCACGAUACCAUACAUUAAAGGUGGAGGGAAAUAUCAUAGGUUGGAAUAGCUGGAGGGACUCUAGCCUGGAUAGUCAAAUACCUCCUGAAUGUGGAUGGGAGGCGCCUGCCUUUUGAAAAAGUACUGAACAAUUGUAAUAUCCCUUCACUCUUAUUUGUUUUAGAUAAUUACAGAUUAGGGGAUGCCAUUACAUGAUAAAAACCUAGACACACCAAUUCGCCCAAUCAUAAGCUGGCUGAAGACGCCCAUAGUCAGCCAUAGAUCAUCCGAGGCAUACCGGCUCAGGGAAGAGGAUUCUGUCAGUUGAACACGUAGGCUUUCGCCACCAACAUCAUAC